CCUCGACCGAGUAACAGCGCGUCCCCGUAGCUGCACGGCGCUAAUUUAGAUAGUUUAGUAAUCAGAAAUCCCCCUGGGAGCUAAUCCGUGUUCUUACGUGUGGACGACGGAUAGCGAAGCAUUCGGAAAACAUGGACGCGACCUUGGAGUACAGUUUUCACGACUUGUUGGAAGCAUAAAAGCGGGUUCCGGUGGCGAUAGUUUUUUUUCUGUCAGGAAGUUUGACGUACUCGGCUGAAGAUUACUUCUUACUUUGUUUUGGUUGGGGAAAGUUGUGGACCGCAGUUGGCUAACGUUUGGAAAAGCGCACGACAACUCUGCGACUCCCGUUGGGCGGAAAAAACGCGUUUUUCACAUGAAAGUCGGUUUGGAUCUCACAUGAAUUCUCCAGGAACCGCAAUUUAAGAGUCCGAAGCUCUGCCAAGUGUGAACAUCGAUGGAGUUUAGCCAAGUUUGCUUCGCUUGACACAACGAAUCGAGUUCGUGGAUUUUAAUAAACGUGUGCAGGUAGUGUUUUUUCUGCCAGUGUCAUUCCAGUCUGAACUCCAUCAUGAAUCAAAUUCUCCAGAACUUUUGUCACAGGCCAGAGACAGGCCUGUGUGUACUCUAACAUUGUUAUGUUUAGACCCAUAUUCAAGUUGCCAUGUGAUGCAGUUAUAUGCAAUUUAAACAUAAACGUAAAGAUAUCUCCAGCCUAGACUGUUCUGGACUCCAACCUGGCAACACGGUGACGGAAAAUCUGCAGACUUAGCAGGAAGAGGGGCCAUCAAAUUCACGGAAAUCGUACGGUCUUUUCCUCUGGCGAGCUGAUGGAUUUCAUACAGGCCAUACGGUUACUGUUCCACCUUCUUUGGUAGGUUUUGUCCCGAUGUGACGCGGUGACGGGACACGGCUCCCCGGUCCCAGCAGCCUGAACGCGUCGACAUGUUGUGUGACCCCUGAAAAUGUUUUGGAAAUUUCGUUUUUCCAGAGAUCCGAGGCUGCAGCGGUGCAGAAGUUUGUCUCUCGGCCCCAGCUGGAGCAGUCUGAUUCUCCAUUAGUGUGUGUCCGUGAAUUUUCCGUUGAAGAAGAGCCCCUGUUACCUGGCGGGGGUCAGCCCCGCGAUGGCGCCCCCGCACUCACACUCGCGCACCGGUGCGUCGGUGUGACUGAGGGCACCGAUGGACGUGACCAACGGCUGGACCUACUGCGUCAUCUCCGCCUCGAGACACCGGUGACCGGCCGCACGCGGGAGAAGCCCGGUCUUGUCCCGACUGAGGUCGUCAAGGCGACAGGCUGUGGGUGGGUUGGCACAGCGGAGGCAAGUUUCUGAAGACUGGCUUGUCGACCACGUACGCAAACACCGCCACAAUGAACGAGAGGCAGGCUCUCCACUCUAUAAUGAAGGACCUGGUUGCCCUCCAGAUGACACGGCGCCAGCCUGUGUUGUCGUAUGACAGCGGCAAACCCAAGACACCGGCCCAGGCCAACAGACAGGACGAUGUCAGGAUAAAGUUUGAGUUCUCGGGAGAGAGAAGGAUCCUGAUGUUUGGGCGACCUGUGCAGUUCGAGGAAAUCCAGCAGAAAGUUAAGACCGUCUUUGGCCAGCAGCUAGACCUGCAUUAUAUGAACAAUGAGUUGUCCAUCCCCCUGCGAGGUCAGGAUGACCUGGACAAGGCAAUUGAUCUGCUGGACCGAAGCUCCAACAUGAAGAGCAUCAGAAUCCUGCUGCUCACUCAGGAGCACAGCAAUGCCUCCUCCCCGUCCCACCAUGCACCAUGUAAGCAAGUGAGGAUCAAGUCCUCCCAGUCCACUGGAGACGUUAGCACGGUGUACCAGUCGUCCGAGCCCCGGGGGCGCCACCUAUCAACUGGGUCUCAGAACACGGGGCGUAGCUCGCCGCCCCCUGGCUACGUGCCUGAACGCCAGCAGAGGAUCGCCCGCCAAGGUUCAUACACCAGCAUAAACAGUGAGGGGGAGUUCAUCCCCGAGACCAGCGAUCAGUGUGUGCUGGAUCCCUGGAGCAGUGCAGAAAACUCCGUCUCGGGAAGCUGUCAGUCUCUGGACAGCAACUCAGACAGCCCCUCGCUGAGGAAGUCUCGCAUGCACAGAGCCAAGAGUUACCCAGAUAAUCGUCAGGAGUGCUCAGACAGGGAGAAUCAUGUGUAUGAUAGGGUGGCAGGGAAAGGAGGCACCUAUCCUCGCAGGUACCACGUCUCCCUGCACCAUAAAGACCACAGCGAAGGCCGUCGAACAUUUCCUCGGAUUCGCCGUCCCCAGGGAAACCUGUUCACUCUGGUGCCCUCGCGCCGCUCGCUCAACGGCAGCGAGGAGAGCCUGGGGAGCUGGCAGCUGGUCGACGCUCAGGGCAGGCUCCGUCCCCAAGAGCGUUCUGUCGCGCAUAAGUCCCCCAGCGCUCCGAUGACGUGGCGGCGGGGGAAGCUCCUGGGCCAGGGAGCGUUUGGUCGGGUUUACCUGUGUUACGAUGUGGAUACCGGCCGGGAGCUGGCUGCCAAACAGGUCCAGUUUGAUCCAGAGAGUCCCGAGACCAGCAAGGAGGUCAGCGCUUUGGAGUGCGAAAUCCAACUGCUGAAGAAUCUGCAUCACGAGCGCAUUGUUCAGUAUUACGGCUGUCUGCGAGACCACAAUGAGAAGACCCUCACCAUUUUCAUGGAGUACAUGCCGGGGGGUUCAGUCAAAGACCAGCUGAAGGCCUACGGGGCGCUGACAGAAAAUGUGACCCGGAAGUACACGAGACAGAUCCUGGAGGGCAUGUCCUACCUGCACAGCAACAUGAUCGUACACAGGGACAUCAAAGGUGCCAACAUCCUGCGGGACUCAGCGGGCAACGUGAAGCUCGGAGAUUUCGGUGCCAGCAAGAGGCUGCAGACCAUCUGCAUGUCUGGCACCGGCAUCCGCUCGGUGACCGGCACCCCCUACUGGAUGAGCCCGGAGGUGAUCAGUGGAGAGGGCUACGGCAGGAAGGCUGAUGUGUGGAGCCUCGGUUGCACGGUGGUGGAGAUGCUGACAGAAAAGCCUCCAUGGGCUGAAUAUGAGGCCAUGGCGGCCAUAUUCAAAAUCGCCACCCAGCCCACCAACCCACUGCUGCCCUCGCACACCUCCGACCAGGCACGGGACUUCAUGAGCUGCAUUUUUGUGGAGGCCAAACACAGGCCCAGUGCUGAGGAGCUGCUCAGGCAUCCCUUCUCCCAGAUUCUGUGCUGAAACCUGCCUGGUUUCUGAACUUUUAACCACAGAGUGGCACAGUAGCCUCAGCAGUAUCUGUAGCUUCGUUGGACCCCAAAUCUGGACAAGGAUCUGGUCUAGAAGUCUGUGCUAAACCUCAGAGCCUCUGCUAGAGGCUACAAGAAGAUAUAGACUCCUCUCACACAAAUCCACACAACAGACAGUUUGACAACAGCAGUUGACAAUGCCUUGAAAACCAACGCCAGCACAUGCUCUUACCAGAGUCACCACCAGGGGGAGACAAACACAGAUUAAGCCUCUGGUGGGCUGCCCAUCCUUCUCAGAUACAAACACGCAUACUGUAUGCACACACUCCAAAUGAAGCACUCCAAAGUCAGCAUCACUCAAGUUAUACACCAGCUGUGUCUUCAUAAACACUCACAUGUCAGGCAGUUUGAGAGAUAUCAAGAAGCCCUUAAGUGUUUAGCAUUUCGCUGAGCACCAUUUUAAAGCUAUAGCAGGCCUAAAGCUCAUGUUUGUCCAGCAGAUGUUGAACACCACCGGUGCACAACAAGGUGCACUGGACAGGAUUGUUCUCUUAUUUCCCACCUUAUCUCUGUCUGGUUUUAAGCAAAGAAAACUCCACCCUUAAACUCCAACUCUGGUCAAAGCUAUUUGUGAUGCACUUUGCAUUUCUUUGCAGAUUGGGUGGGACACAGAUGAAGCGAUGUCACAUGGAGUAGCUACACUGGAGUUUCAGUCAAUGUUAAGCAGACCCAGGCUUGUUUUGGUUUCAGCCAACGUGAGUUAGCAAUCUUAGAAUAAUAAGAGCCAAAUACCGUCAAUAGACCGUGAUGCAUGGCACUUGUCCCAGUUUGUGCCUCUUAUUACGGUUGACGUCACAGCAUCUUUUGCUCUGAAAAAUAAAUGAUCUUUGAAAAGCCCAGAGGGUGGUUUAACAAUACUUAGAAAAUCUUUAAAUAUUCUUUGAACCAUUUGGAUGGAAAAAUAUUCAGUCAGCUGCACAACAAAAGACUUUAAACAGGCUUCUCAGGUUGAAACUACAGGCUACUACUUUCUUUUAAGAAAUUUGGUUAACUUUGUGCAAAUGAUGCAAAGAUAUAUGUUUGGGUUUGGAAACAGAGUCAUGACUGAAGUUUUUUACGAAGGAAUUACCUUCAGGGAAGCAGUAAGUUCUGCCGAACGACCGUCUGGGUUUUUAGUUUUCAGAGACGUGAAAAGCUUUGUGACUUUUCAUGUAAAACAUCAGAGGCAACAAGAUUCAAGAGUCUUUAUUGUCAUUGCACAUGUCAAUGAAAUUUUCAUUGCAACCCCCAUGUUACAUGGUAAGAAAGAUAAGACUAGAAAGAGUGAAUAAAAUUAAGUGGGACAACUGGGAUUUGCAGCUACAUUACCUGAUUUAAAUCAGAGAUAUGACUUUAUUCCUCCCUCUACCAUCAUUAUCACUAUUUCUGUCCUUCUACCUGCAAAAUUAACCAGCUGAGUGGAGAAUCAGUGCAUAUCAGUAGAGUCUAGGCCUCCUGAGGAUGACAUGUAACUGUGUAAGAGGAGCUGAAGGUGUUCCUGCAAGCUUUGUCUUUUAAAUUCACCUUUCUCACUCUCGUUCGGACUUUCGCCUCAGUGUGACUCAUCCUUCUACCUGCCAUCCUCGUCUUGUAGCUCGUCUGAGUCACAGGUGCUCUCAGCCAACAAAGUGCCAAAACGGGGCAGGUAAAACAGGAGUGUAUGGUUAGCGAGUGGAAGUUUAUGGUAUGAACAUACAAACUAACCGCCUUAAUUUGGACCUGAUCUUCAUGUGUGUCUGACCAAAACAUCCCGGACUGAGAAGCUUAAAGAUCAGCUUUAAAUCAGCUGCACUUUUAUGUAAAAUGAAUGUUAUCUGGGUUCGUUCUCUUUAACAAAUUAGAUUUUCUUUUUUAACUUCAAAUGUGAAAAUUGUUUCAUUUUUAUUUAUACCCCCAUGUCCACUCCAAUGACAUUUUGUAAGCAAAUAUAUAUGUAUAAAUAUAUUUUUUAUAUUUAGACUGUGUCAAAUCUAAAGAUACUUUCAGGACCGUGUGAAUCGUUGAAAGCAGCUGGUUUUGCAGACAUUACAUAGAACUGGGGUUUAUAAAUGAAAAUUGGGUGGAAAUCGAACUCUGGCUGCCUGGUUCUCGUUCCAGCUCACAAAAACGUCCAAGACAUCCUCAGCUAUACAUGUAGGCGACGGUAUUACCUGGCAGGAACUCUGCAUCAUUUGACACACCAGUGAGCUCUCAUGAAUGACACCUUUAAAAGCUCAACUCGCAAAAGUAAAUGCUGGGAGCGUUAAUUAAAGGGUGUGUGUGUGUGUGUGAGCCAAAGACGAGCAGGAUCGGAGCCAGCGCUGGAUUUCAGAGUCCGCUUUUCAACCCAGACGACGACUUUGUUUAUCCCAGGGUUCAGACAACGAGUCCAGUAUUGAAUGAUUUUCUGGGCGAAGGGCUUACUGCUGCCUUGACGCUAAUAUGAGACCCUUCCAUGGGGCUGCUACAGGCUCACGGCAGCUAAAGUAUGUUCAGUGUUUAAUAAAAAAAAAAAGACAGAGGAACCCUGUGGUAAGCAAAUGAAUACAGACUAGUUGUUUAGAGAUCUAUAUAUGUAAAUGUAUGAUUAUGUAUCAUGACAGGACUUGCAGUGCAAAGUCUAAUGUAUCAAAUUAAUUUUACAGCAAGAAAAGAAAAGUAUGUUUAACGACAGUGUUUAUAUAUGUAUAUAUGUCAUGCCCUCGCUCCAAGACAAAUAAAUUGUUUUUAAAAACUG
Messenger RNA from Chelmon rostratus (copperband butterflyfish), 5967 nucleotides. It is a transcript of the gene map3k3, whose product is annotated as mitogen-activated protein kinase kinase kinase 3. Bases 1351 to 3204 code for a protein of 617 amino acids. Gene Ontology annotation, molecular function: ATP binding; protein binding; protein kinase activity. Lineage: Eukaryota; Metazoa; Chordata; Actinopteri; Chaetodontiformes; Chaetodontidae. Gene Ontology annotation, biological process: protein phosphorylation. The transcript is spliced from 18 exons. The record is from RefSeq and is a predicted model, not a curated record.